Molecule: messenger RNA, 5880 nt
Organism: Podarcis lilfordi (Lilford's wall lizard)
Lineage: Eukaryota; Metazoa; Chordata; Lepidosauria; Squamata; Lacertidae
Source: the annotation of a GenBank genome assembly
GCCGAUGACACCCAACUCUAUCUGUUGAUGGAUGGCCAUCCUGACUCGGCCCCAGACACACUGACCAGAUGUCUGGAAGCUGUGGCUGGAUGGUUACAUGGGAGCCGGUUGAAGUUAAAUCCUUCGAAGACAGAGGUCCUCUGGCUGGGACGGGGCGAUAUGGGAUUGAGGGGGGCAACUCCCAUCUCUUGCGGGGGUGCAAUUAGUGCCAGCAUCGUCCGUUAAGAGUUUGGGUGUAAUCUUCGAUACCUCCCUCUCUAUGGAGGCGCAGAUUACAGCUAUAACAAAGGCGGCAUUUUUUCAUCUCCGCCAAGCUAAGCAGUUGGCUCCUUAUCUCUCUCGCCCUGACCUAGCCACUGUGAUCCACGUGACGGUCACCUCCAGACUGGAUUAUUGUAACUCGCUCUACGUGGGGCUGCCCUUGAGACUGACCCAGAAACUCCAGCGGGUGCAGAAUGCCGCGGCGAGACUCCUUAUGGGGUCUUCGCUGCGAGAUCAUAUUCAUCCGGUACUAUACCAGCUGCACUGGCUCCCGGUGGAGUACAGGAUCAGGUUUAAGGUGCUGGUUUUAACCUUUAAAGCCCUAUACGGCCUAGGACCCUCGUACCUACAGGACCGCCUCUCCUGGUAUGUCCCACAGAGAAAUUUACGGUCUGCAAAUAAAAACAUCCUGAAGAUCCCAGGCCACAGAGAGGUUAGGCUGGCCUCAACUAGAGCCAGGGCUUUCUCGGCUGCGGCUCCAGUCUGGUGGAACGCUCUGUCACAAGAGACUAGGGCCCUGUGGGACCUGACAUCUUUCCGCAGGGCCUGCAAGACAGAGCUGUUCCACCAGGCCUUUGGUCAGGGCGCAGCCUGACCCCCUCCUCUGGCAAUCUGCACAGAAUUUUGCUUAAUGGUUGCCAUCAAUUUGAUUUUAAUUAAUUUUAUAAUGAAUGUUUUUAGAAUGUUGGAUUAUUUUGAUUGUUGUUAGCCGCCCUGAGCCCAGCUUCGGCUGGGGAGGGCAGGAUAUAAAUAAAAUUUAUUAUUAUUAAUUUAUUAUCCUGAAGCAAAGUUCUUAACCUGAAGCACUAUUUCUGGGUUAGUGGAGUCUGUAACCUGAAGCGUAUGUAACUCAAGGUACCACUGUAUUUCCCAAUCAGUGUUAGGAAUUGUUGCCACAGGGUUUUAAAAAAUAUAUUCCAAGCAACAAUGUGUACUUAAUCCCUGGCAAUAAUACUUUAUUAGACCCCUUUUCUGUACCCCACUUUUAGUCCUGCUAGAUUACACAUGCUUUUCUACAUUGCUGUGCAUACAUAACUCAUUGAGAAGUGAAAGCAAUUCUCAGAAUUGUGAUGUGUUGCCACAGUGUGUUUGUGGGUGCUAUUUCUCCCUAUGAGCCUUACUCCAGUUUGCUAUAUAGUAACUGAGGGUAGAUGACAACAAGGCAAUUGUGUUGCUGUGAUCUGGCUACUUUUGCUUCUUUUGGUCUCUUGUUUUAACUAGUUGUCACUUAAUGAAUGAAAGGCUCCUAAACUGGAAGCUACAAUUUCUAAACAAGCUUUGAGCUAUGGCAAUUUGCUUGUUUAUUUUUUGUUUCAUAAAAUUUAUAUACCAUUUGAUUCUUUCUUGGUCUUGUUGUGGACACAAUGGGAAAUAUUUUUAUUCCACUAGGUAUUUGGGAAGGGAAUUUUUUUAUAAUUGUUUUAUAAUUGUAUAUGUAUUUAAAAUACAUGUUUUAUGUAAUCCACUUGGGAACAUUUGUGUUGAAAGGCAAUACAAUAAACAAUAAACAGAGCCAUGCAGUUUGUGAGCAGUGCAUUCGAUACUUGAAGUAAACUCUGAGCUGGUUUGGACACCAUGAUAAUCAUGGUUCAUCAUGACAUGUCCUAAACCAUGGUUGUUGUGGUGGGAAGUACCCACAGCAAGUGUCAAGCUUGUGUACUCCCUUAGCCUUUUCUUGCAGCAUGGCUGCAAAGAGGAGAGCAGAUGCAUUGUAGCUGUUUUUAGACUGUAUCAGACAAUAAGUGGUUGAUUUUAACCCUGGCUUAUUUGAAACAAGCCAUCUUCAAAACAUAGUUCAUGAAGCCAGCUUAUUUCAACAAACCAUAGUUAAGAUUAACGGUUUGGGGUUUGGAUGACACACUAAACAGCAGCUGAUAUGAAGCAGAAACUUUGGAUAUCAGUCACAAAUAGGAGAGGGAGAAAGGAAGUGUGCAAGUCUGAGCUUUGUUCCUGUCACAAUACACUAUUGUUCCUUCCUGUCACAAUAAACUGACCACAGGCCACAGUCAGCAGCUUUGUAGGUCGCAAGGGCCACUAUUGGCUUCUUAUAUAAUUUAAUCCCACAUGUCACUUAAUCACUUAAUUAAAUACAGUCCCAUCCUCUAACCUUUUAAAAUGGCAAUGCAGAGGUGCAGCAGAACUUUAGCCAGCAGUUUGCAAGUUGCCUUUAUGGCACAAGGAACAAAAUGUUCCAUCUUCAGAGUACCUGGUUCGAAUCGAGCCUCCUGCAUCCUUCCAGAAACUUAGAAUGGUAUUCUGCUUUAAAAUCAUCAAACUUUUCCAACAAAUAAGGCGUUUCAUUUCUUAUAAAUGUCACCUGAUGGGUCACUCUUACUUUAAUAUUAAUUUUGCUGGCAAACCUAUGACAGAGUCCAUCUCUCUUGCACAUACUUCUGUAAAUGCAUAGGGGCAGGAUGGUUAAACAUCCCUGUUUGAAUUUCUGUGAGAUUUCCCAGGGAAUGGCUUGUCUCUCCACCUUAAGGCCCACUUUGUGGGAGAGGAUGGGUUCCUCAUGAAUUCUUUCAAUUUAAAUGGGAGAGGGAGAGCAUCAUAAGUUCUAAUUUAGGUCAGUUAGCACAAAACCCAUCACUUUGAUUGGUUUAAGAGAUGCGCUUUCUACAGGGAUUUUGCCAUUUUAUUCUGCGGUGAAGACACUAGGUUUUCCAGCUGGCAUCUAUUCACUCUGGAACACUGGUAGCUCACUGGCAUUCAUCCACAUAGCUGUAACUUUUUGAAUACAGCAAAUUCUUUAUUGUGAUUCACAGAGAGCAGCUCUCUGGUUGCCUUUUAAUCUCAGCCUCGUCAUGGAGAUUAGUUGAUUUGAGCAGUGCCAACUCACUAAGUAUAGCUGCUCCACUCAACUCAGAAGUUAUUUGUGAAAUCGAUGCAUGCAGCAUUCUUUAUUUGGCUCCCCCUCCCUUAAAAAAAGUAGUAGUAGUACUGUUUUAGUCAGUGUUGGGAUUUUAGUGGCUGUGCCACUUAGUAUUGUUACAGAUCUGGGGUAACAGAAUUUGCGGGUGCAAGGGCAGCCAGUAGCUGCUAGAGCUAGAGAAUGUUAAGGGGUUGAAUUUAGCUGAUUUUUGGAGUAUUGAAGGGAAGAUGCUAGGCCAGUAGAGAAAUACAGGCCAAGCUCCCUUUCCAGGAGAGGGUCUCAUCUGGGAUAGCAUGACAAAAAGUGUUGAUGGCCCAUCACAUGAGAAUUCUGGGGUCUGUGCCAAUGGAGGUUGCCAAGUUUACACCGACCGAUGACGGUAGGUUACAGGAAAAUUUAUAUUUAUUACUAUUUCGGUCACAGACCACUUCUAGCCCACAUACAAUAUCAAGGAAGUCAUAAAACACGAUAGGGAUACAUUUGAAUUUUCAAUUAGGUAUAACAGGGAGAAUACAGAUAUAGCAACUGUUAAAAAUAUAUAUAAAUUAAAACUUAGUCACUAAAAUAUAGCCUAAAAUUAUUAGUUAAGGCCUUAAUCAUUAUGAUAGCACAGCUUGUUCCCUAAGUUUUAUGGCAAUCGCACAGAAUUUGGCUACCCUUAAUGUGAUCUCAGGAUCCUUGUCCUCUACCAGGGAUUUUAGACAUUGAAGUUCGGAUUCAUUUGGAGAUUUUUGCAUAGCAGGGGUAAUAAAUACCAAGCGUAUAUCCCCAUAGAAACGGCAGCGUAACAAGGCAUGAGAGACAGUUUCUACCUCCAUCAAGCCGCAGGGGCAGACUAGUUUCAUGUAUGGUUUACCCUUGAAUUUGCCCUGCAAUAAGGCAGAUGGCAGCACGUUGAAUCUAGUGAGGGUAAAUGACGGUUACAGGAAAAUUAUCCCCAUUUAAAAACUAGGCUUGGAAUAGUGGGGAGAAGGAGGGGCAAGGACAGAAGAGGAGGAGCUGCUUGGCAAGGGGGUUUCUGGGAGGCAGGAAGUGGGGAAAGCUCCAUGCAGGGGGUGGAAGGGCAGACACCAUGAGGGUUGGCUGGAGACAAACUAGGGCAGAGGCACUUAGAAAACCUCUGAAUGCAAUGCUGGGCUGCUGUGAAGGAGAUACGAAUACUGUGAACUUUGCACUCCCUCCAUCUGCACCCAGUUUGUAAAUAUGUUUUCAUAAACCAUAUUUCUUAAGGAUAUGACAGUCUCUGCCAUGUCUUGAUUCCCAAUGGAAACACAACCCUGGGUAAAUGCCUGGAACCCCCUGGAAUCUUGCUACCGGUUAGCAGAGAUUGUGGGUGGCAUGCAACCUUAGUAACAAUAUUAUCCUGCAUGUCAGUAGGUACGAUUUAUAUCUAUUUUGAAUUUAGGCACCUGUCCCUUUCUAUUGGCUAUAAUCAGACAUUUCUCUGCAUCAUAUGGGGAAAUGAUUUUAUAUGGUACAAAUCAUUGCAUUGUAUUUCCUCACUGUAGCAAUUUUGCUGUGUAGUUUCCAUGCUUCCUCCCCUGCCCCAUAGUGAAACUGUUAUAAUCGGGGGAAAGUUCAAACAUAGCUCAAACUCAUACAUAACUCAGUUUGCCCUCAUCAACAGUGAAGUUGAUGAUUGGCAGCUCAAAGUAUCAGCUGUUUCACUGAAAAGCACUGUUUUUUGAGGUGCUUGGAAACUUCUGUGAAUGGGACUAUAACUGUGGGUUGUUUUGAGACAAUUCCUGACCAGAGUCAAGAUCUUGACACAGGAGCAUUAAUAUCCUGGAAUAUUCUGGUCUGUCAGGUAGAAUAAUGUUGUGCAGACAUCAAGCUUGUCGGACCUGCUUGGUUUUUUUAGUAGAACCCCAAGACUUGCCAACCACAGUCUGGUAGAUACAGUGUGCCUCUGAGCACAUGCUGAAUCUAGGAAUUUGUUUUUAGGACCAGAACUCAACUGAGCUCAUGGUCCUUUCACACACACACACACACACACACACACACACACACGCACACACACUUCGUGAUGGCAAAAGUCUUUUUGUUGCUGCACUAAAACAACCAGGAGGCAGAAACCCUAGCUAAUCUAUUGCAAGCCACCCAAAUAAUCUACUUGUAGUGCCAAAAACUUAUCUGAACUUUGUGAUGCACUUCUCCAACCAACCAGUGUUUACAUAAGUGCAUAUAUUAGGGGAAAGUGUGCAUAAAAAUGAAUGUAUUAUUGCACGUUUUCAAAACAGUUUAAAAACCCAGUUUAUUAGGAGAAAUCUGCACUAAAAUGCUGAUAAAUGUUCAUGAGGUGAUUGCAAAUUGCUGCACAAAUUUGGAGAGAUAGAUUUUAGAUUGGGGGAAAAAGAAAUGGAGAGAACAGAGAUUGACAGAUCCUUCUAUCUCUAGUUAGGAACAAUAUUCUCUAUACUUUGAUCUGGCUCUGAAUUAAAAUACCAGAUUUGGUCUAGGUACUUUGCUUAUAAAUGUGAAAGUUCAUAAAAGUUGUUGAAAAUUGCACAGAGGAAACCUCACUGCUUUGGUAAUUUAGAGGCAGAUGCACAGACAUUACUGUUGUAGUAGGUUUCCAUAAUGGACCUGCUUGAAGUGUGACAUGUGGAGAGGUUCUGAGAUGACUCUGGUGGGGAAGCUUGUCUGAUCAGAUUUAAAACAACUGCUUAAACAGAAAGGAGUCACAAAAUGCUUUCUAUUUUGGGAGAAAACAUGCAACUAAUUUCUUAAGAUGUAGCAUUAAUAUU